Molecule: messenger RNA, 787 nt
Organism: Rhodamnia argentea
Lineage: Eukaryota; Viridiplantae; Streptophyta; Magnoliopsida; Myrtales; Myrtaceae
Exons: 5
Coding region: 225-542 (105 amino acids)
Biological process (GO): vacuolar proton-transporting V-type ATPase complex assembly
Cellular component (GO): endoplasmic reticulum membrane
Source: RefSeq, a predicted model, not a curated record
CGCGAAGUGCCCGAGCCGUCGCACCUACUGUCGCUCCUGGGCUGAAAGCUCCAUCAACGUGGACAGUAAAGAUUCCCCACAGCACAGAUGCCACUAAGUCCAAACCCGGUCGAGCUUUGGGUUAGACCGCACUUCUUUGGUCCAAGGGCAGAGAAGACAUAGGUGUUCAAUUGUUUCUAUAUUCUGCUCACAGAGAGGACAAUACGGAUAAGAGCGGGGCUGCAAUGGCUGGAGUUAUAGAGAAAUUCUUACUGGCAUCGAUGCUUAUGUGGAUAAUUCCAGUUGCAGUUUUAUAUGGUUUCAACCAUGAUGUCUUUCCAGGGUCAGGCGAUUUAUCUCCUCAUUCUCUGACGUUGUGGAGUGGAUUGCUUGCUGUUAUAGCAGUCAAUGCUGUGAUUGGGUUCUAUAUAUACUUGGCAAUGAAGGAGCCCUCAGAUAAGCAUGAACCAGAUCCUGCAUUUCUUGCGCAAGCGAGAGCUAGUGUCCAAAAGCCUAUAGAGUCGACUGAAGGUGCCUCUCAACCACGUGAGAAAGAUGAGUAGGAUCAUUCUAAAGCUCAUAUUUCUCUGCUUGCUGUUGUGUCCUGGUUAGCAAGAUGAAUUCAUACCUAAAUCAAGGCCAAGAAUGAAGUUCUUCUAUCAUACUGAUGGUCUAGCAAAUACCCUUUGGAAUGGUUCUUGGGUCUUGUUUUUGUGAGAAAUCUGCCUUUUCGAACAAUCGAUUUCAUGUUUGAUUGUGUGGGAUCAUUAGGUGUUCCCAGUGGCCAUGUUAGGGAGCACAUCCUCUU